AUGUCUGAUGAAGAUAACAAUUAUGACGACUUCAUGCUAUCGGAUGAUGAAGGCAUGGAGUCCAUUGAAAUGGAAGAAGAAACCGAUGAUGAAGCCGAACAAAUUGUUCAAUUGAAUGAAGACAAGAGUCGGGAUGAUCAAGAUCGAGGGGGGAGACAACAUAAGCAACAUGUGCGAGGGACAUUCGAGAAAGAUGACAAAGUAGAGGAUAUUUGUGAAAAACUUUUUGAGCAAGGAAAAACCCUCAAAGAGGACGAACGAUAUAAAGAAGCUCGCGAUUCAUUUUUGAAGGUAUAUUACACGGAAGAGUUUUCAUCUGAUGGAGGUAUAGAAAGGCUCAUGGCGUGGAAAUUCAAGUCGCUUAAUGAAAUAUUACGUUUAAGAGCCCUACAGCUCUAUUUUCAGAAAAGCGGUGCCCAGGAUUUAGCCCUACAAGUUUUAGAAGACACAGCAACUAUGUCGGUCUUUUUACAAAGGAUAAACUUUCAAAUCGAUGGAAGUAUAUUUGAACUACUUUCAGAUACUUUUGAAGUACUGGCACCCAAGUGGGAAAGAGUGUUUUUGUUCGACAUUGAGAAGGUUGAUAAGGAGAAUAUGAUCUGCAAAAUGGAGUUUCAGAAAAAUUUCAUGGAUCAAUUUCAAUGGAUAUUAAAAAAAUCUGGCAAGGAUUAUAAACUGCAAAAUCUUCAGCGUAAAAUCAAAAAGAAGAUGUUUAUUGCCGUUGUUUGGCAUCGAAGGUUGACCACGGGGGAUGUAUUCAUCCCAGAAAUUUCUUCCCAAAUACAGAAUAUCGUGCAAGAUAAUGAAUACGCUUCUUUUGAGGAGAAUAAUGAUUUAGAAAGUGUAUCUAUGCUGCUGCAAUAUUCCAUAUUGGAGUUCAUGAAAACUGCUCGAAUAAACAAUAGAAGGUUGUUUAAGAAGUGCAUUGACUUCUUUGAAAUGAUGAUAUCUAAGUCGCUUACUUUUUCACAAGAAUCUGGUCUGAUGGUAGUAUUGAAUACCUCUAAGGCGGUACGGAUUUUAGAUUCUGAUUCAGAGAAUGAUUUAUCCUUUGCAUUGAUGAAAUAUUAUGAUCGAAAAGAAGAACUGAAAAAUAUGUUUCUCUACAUCUUGAAACACCUGGAAGAGAUGGGGAAACUCCGGGAGAGAGAUAUUACUUCUUUUUUUCACAAGUUCGUGCUUAGCGGUUUCAUUUUUACAAGCAUGAUUCUAGAAGCAAUCAGUUCAGAUAAGAUUAAUCCCUUUGGCUUUGAACAAGUGAAGAUUGCCUUAGGUAGCCCUAUUGUUAAAGUAUUAGAAGCUGUCUACAAAUGCUUUGAACGCUUAGAAUUAAGACAGCUGAAUGCAAAUAUAUCUCUUAUUCCUGAAUUAUCCAUGGUAUUAAAUGGUAUUAUUCAAGAUAUCUACUAUCUGGCCCAAACAUUAAAGUUAUGGAGGAGAAUUGCACGACUAUACUCUUGCAUCUCCAUAAAUGACAUUAUAAGUAUGCUGCAAAUAAGUGAUGAUAAUCAAAUGACGAGAGAUGAUUUGCUUACAAUCUUAAUGAGGUCAAUAAUGAAAGAUAGAUCGGUUGUGUACUUUAAGUUAGAUUUAACAAAUGAUUUGGUCUAUUUCGGAGACGAGAAUAAAGUCAUGCUACCGAGAUGUUCCAAAGAAGAAUUUCGUCUAACGAUCUCCCCCAAAAAUGAGGAAUCUGCGGAAAAGGCCAGGCUGAUAGAUUUUGAGUACGUCAAUGACGUCGCGAUUUAUAAUAACCCAACAAGGAUAAGAACCAAAUCCUCCAAAGAUUUUUUUAAUACAUUAAGAAAAUCUAGGGAGACAGUAAAAUUGCCUAGAGUAAACAAUCAGUCGAAUGAAGAUACAUUUCUACCAUCGUAUAUGAAGUUUUCCAACAAGUACCUGGAGCUGACAAAACUGGCGUCUAAUAAUUUGAUAUAG
Molecule: messenger RNA, 1938 nt
Organism: Saccharomyces paradoxus
Lineage: Eukaryota; Fungi; Ascomycota; Saccharomycetes; Saccharomycetales; Saccharomycetaceae
Gene: RRI2
Product: Rri2p
Exons: 1
Coding region: 1-1938 (645 amino acids)
Source: RefSeq, a predicted model, not a curated record